Molecule: messenger RNA, 2648 nt
Organism: Colletotrichum destructivum
Lineage: Eukaryota; Fungi; Ascomycota; Sordariomycetes; Glomerellales; Glomerellaceae
Product: Putative glycoside hydrolase, family 3, glycoside hydrolase family 3 domain, immunoglobulin
Exons: 4
Coding region: 123-2648 (841 amino acids)
Biological process (GO): glucan catabolic process
Molecular function (GO): beta-glucosidase activity
Source: RefSeq, a predicted model, not a curated record
CAUGAGAAGCCGAAACAAAAUUUUAUGAAUACAUUAUCCCUAUAUGUACGAUCGCGGUAGUUACGCAGGCAUCAUCGAGAAGUCGUCGGCACGUUCAACACCUUCGUCUCUGACUAACUAGCAUGUCGCACUACAAGUGCACUGCCGGUGCCGACUUCGAGGUCGCAAAGGUAUUUUCUGACUUAAGCUCCAAAGAGAAGAUUGCCCUUCUUGCAGGGUCUGACUUUUGGCACACCACACCAUUGCCUAAGCAUGGGGUUCCAAAAAUCCGCAUGAGCGACGGAUCUAGUGGCAUCCGAGGUACCAGAUGGUUCGAGGGAGUCCAAGGAGCUGCAAUUCCUUGCGGCACGGCGUUGGCCGCUACAUGGGAUAGGGGUCUUUUGCGACAGGCUGGUAUACUCCUUGGUGAAGAGAGCCGGGCCAAAGGAGCGCAAUGUUGGCUUGGUCCUACCAUCAACAUCCAAAGGUCGCCUUUGGGAGGCCGUGGGUACGAGUCCUACUCGGAAGACCCCCACCUCACUGGUAUUCUGGCCAGCGAAAUCAUCCAAGGUUGCGAAUCGACAGGUGUGAUCUCUACGAUCAAGCAUCUGGUUUGUAAUGAUCAGGAAGACCAGAAGCGCGCUGUGAGUGCUCUUAUGACAGAACGAGCCUUGAGGGAAAUAUACCUUCGGCCUUUCCAGAUCGCAGCUCGGGACGCAAAGCCCGGUGCGUGCAUGACAUCGUACAACAAGGUGAAUGGCAUCCACGUCUCUGAAUCAAAGCAUAUCUUGCACGAUAUCGUCAGGAAGGAAUGGAAGUGGGACCCCUUAAUCAUGAGUGACUGGUGCGGAACAUUCUCUGUUGUUGAGGCCAUCAAUGCGGGUCUUGAUCUGGAGAUGCCAGGGGAGUCAGUGUUCCGUGGACAACUGUUGAACCUUGCCUCCACAGCGAACCUAUUGAAAACCUCGACUAUGGAUGAGAGAGCACUGAGAGUCCUUCGGUUCAUCAAGGAUGCUGCGCAAGUCACCGUCUCGCCCGAGGAGUCCCAGCGGAAUUUGCCCGAGGACAGGGCACUGAACCUUGAUCUUGCACAGAGCAGCAUCGUUUUGCUGAAAAAUCAUGGCGACAUUCUGCCCAUUCCCAAGACGGUGAAGAAGAUUGCUCUUAUUGGGUCUCAUAUGAAGGAUUGCACAAUGAACUCCAUUGGUGCUACAGCCCUGGAGCCAUAUUACACAGUACAUCCUUUUGAAGGGAUACUUGGCAAGCUAGGGCUGGAUGUGGACGUGAAAUAUGAAGUUGGAGCACAUACACACAAAAUGCUGCCGCAACUUACAUCGAGGACGAUGGAUAACAUUCACCUUUACUUCUACAACGAGCCCGUCCAUGUUACUUCACGAGAGUGUGUGGGAGAUCUCGCCUUGAGCAAGACCUUUUUCUCUCUUCUCGACUACGUCAACCCGGAUCUGAACCCUUCGCUUUUCUACUGUACCAUGGAGGGAGAUUUCACUCCUGACGAAUCCGGGAUAUGGGACUUUGGACUCGCCGUAUACGGAACUGCGAGUCUAUACAUCAAUGAUGAGCCCAUCAUCGACAACAGCACUGUUCAGCGGCCAGGUGGGUCGUUCUUCGAUCAGGGCACUGCAGAAGAGUUGGGCACUUUCACUGUGGAAGCUGGGAAGACUUACAAGAUCCGCGUUGAGUUCGGCAGUGCUGCCACCUCGACGCUAACCCCGGUGCUUGGGUCUGUGGAUUUCGACGGAGGAGGCGCCCGCUUGGGCGCGUGCCCACAAGCUUCUCCCGAGGAACUCAUUCAAAGAGCCGUUGAAGUGGCUCGCUGCGCCGAGUAUGCCGUCAUUUGCACGGGCCUGAAUGGUGAGUGGGAAACGGAAGGCCAUGAUCGGUCAAGUAUGGAUCUGCCGAACCAUGUCGAUGAGAUGAUUGCACGUGUCGCCGAGGUAUGCAAAAACACGGUAGUCGUCAAUCGAACUGGCAUGCCCGUUUCAAUGCCAUGGGAGCCUAAAGUUCCGGCAAUCUUACAGGCUUGGUACGCAGGUAACGAGACUGGGAGCUCAAUUGCCAAUGUUCUUUUUGGUGAUUUCAAUCCUUGCGGAAAGAUGCCCAUCUCCUGGCCCAAGCGUUUACGCGAUAACCCGACCUAUCUCAACUGGGGAACUACAAACGGGCGUGUCUUGUUUGGUGAGGACGUGUUUGUUGGUUACCGCUGGUUCGACAAAAUGGAGAUCGAGCCUCUGUGGAAGUUCGGCCACGGACUGUCCUACACCAAGUUUUCCCUUUCGUCGCCCAGCCUCGGACCCAUAUCAUGGAAAGAUGGACGCAUCAAAGCUACGGUUUCCCUCAAAGUCAAGAACAUUGGCCCCUCAGCAGGGGCCGAGAUUAUACAGCUUUAUGUCUCACCGAGGGAACCUACGUUGAUUCGGCCUGUGCAGGAACUACAUGGUUUCGAGAAGGUAUUGCUCCAGCCGAAUGAGGAAAAGCAGGUUGCCGUUGUGGUUGACCCGUACGCCAUGUCAUACUGGGACGAAUGCGAAGAAAAGUGGCGCGUCGACAAGGGUAAAUAUGCUAUCACAGUUACAACAGGAGCACCUAAGGUCGAUGUACUGGUCGGUGAUAUCGAGGUUGAGAAGACAUUGUGGUGGCUUGGAGUAUAA